AAUCCUGCAUUCCUCAAACUGCCAGGAUUUUAUUCCUGCCAUGAUCAAAACAUCUUAAGGUGUAAAACAGGUACAAUGAACAUCACAGAGGUGGAAGAACACAUCAGCUUGAAGUAUGAAAUCAAGAGAAGGCUUGGAAAAGGGGCAUAUGGGAUUGUUUGGAAGGCUGUGGACAGAAAAACAGGAGAGAUUGUCGCUGUGAAGAAAAUCUUUGAUGCUUUUAGGAAUCGAACUGAUGCUCAGAGAACAUUCAGAGAAAUUAUGCUCCUCCAGGAGUUUGGAGAUCAUCCUAACAUAAUUAAAUUACUGAACGUCAUCAGAGCCCAAAACGACAAAGACAUUUACCUCGUGUUUGAAUUCAUGGACACAGACCUACAUGCAGUAAUAAAGAAAGGAAGUCUAUUAAAAGACAUUCAUAAGCGUUAUGUGAUGUACCAGCUUCUUAAAGCGACAAAGUAUCUUCACUCAGGCAACGUCAUUCACAGGGACCAAAAGCCAUCCAACAUCUUACUAGACUCAGAUUGCUUCGUAAAGCUGUGCGACUUCGGCUUGGCAAGAUCCCUGUACCAGAUCCAAGAGGAUGCUGUGAAUCCGGCCUUGACAGAGUAUGUGGCAACACGAUGGUACAGAGCCCCUGAAAUUCUGUUGGGAUCCACUAGGUACACAAAAGGUGUGGACAUGUGGAGCAUAGGUUGCAUUCUGGGAGAGAUGCUCCUGGGAAAGCCGCUCUUCCCUGGGACGUCUACCAUUAAUCAAAUUGAAAAAAUCAUGAGCGUUAUUCCACCUCCUUCUACUGAGGAUGUGUUGGCCAUCAGAUCAGAGUAUGGGGCUUCUGUGAUUCAGAGAAUGCUGCUUAGACCUCAGGUGCCAUUAGAUGAAAUUCUGCCGGCGUCAGUGCCACCCGAUGCCCUUGAUUUAGUGCAGCGCCUGCUGGUUUUCAAUCCAGACAAGAGACUCAGUGCAGAGGAAGCUCUGCAGCACCCUUAUGUGUCCAAAUUUCACAACCCCGCCAGAGAGCCUGGUCUGGUCUAUGAUGUCAUUCUGCCCGUGGACGAUGACGUCCAGCUCUCUGUUACUCAAUACAGAAACAAACUCUAUGAGAUGAUCCUGGAAAAAAGGGCCAGUCGGCAAAUGCAAAAACAGCCUUAUUUCAGGCAGAAAAUCGAGGAGAAGACUGCAGAAGUGAGUGGGGACAGUGGAAUGGACAAAAGAGAUGAAUCGGGUGCUGGGAAGAGUGCUGUGGAUGGACAUCAUGAGAGGAAAUCUCCCAGUGACAAGAAGAGCCAGAAUGGAACCGGAGCAUCUGUUGGAAAAGCUCUGAGUCGAGCACACGACAGCACCAGCCCGACGGGAAGCCCCAAAACCUCUUAUAACCCCAUCACGCACAUGCCGAAUGGUUUAGUCAAGCCGCCGCACUACCCAUCUCCUCCUCAGCGGAUUGGGAGGAGGAAUCAGGAGACCGCUGGCGUUCUUCCUACAGAUGGAGCUAAUGGGGGUGUAGAGCAGCGAGGUCGUUCGGCUCCUGUGGGACGCACACACUCUUUCUCUCUCACUUUAGCGCAGAAUCAAAAUAAUCCUCUGCUCCGCAAGGAUGAACACAUUGUUUCGCCGGGGUUAUGUGUCACCUCUGCUCGCCUGAACCAGCGGUCUAAUUCACGUGAUGCCAAGCCUCCUCCGAGGUUCAGCAAGAAGGUUUUCCAGAGCAACGCGAACGUUUCUGCUGCUGGAGAUCCUCGCGCCAAACUAGGCAGUUACUCGCAGGCGUACGGGACGAUCAGCAAGACCGGACUGGACAGUCUGCUGAAGAACUGCCACUAGGUGUAAAGUGUGGAAUUAGAUCAUGAGGACGUCACUGGAAUCUCCCAGAUCAAAUAAAAAUGAAACUAUAUUGCUGUGAAGAUUAUGGAUAUUGUGGGAAAUCCCAGAUUAGUGCUGCCAAUGACUUUAUUCUGAUCAGUUUAAAUUCACGUGUCAACUACUUGUUUGUAAAUAUGUGGUGAAAAUGUUUAUUAAAUGUGGAGAGAACAUUA
This is a messenger RNA of Megalobrama amblycephala (Wuchang bream), 2030 nucleotides long. It is a transcript of the gene mapk15, whose product is annotated as mitogen-activated protein kinase 15. The record is from RefSeq and is a predicted model, not a curated record. Gene Ontology annotation, molecular function: ATP binding; MAP kinase activity. NCBI's taxonomy places the organism in Eukaryota, Metazoa, Chordata, Actinopteri, Cypriniformes, Xenocyprididae. The coding region runs from base 76 to 1818 and encodes 580 amino acids. Gene Ontology annotation, biological process: protein phosphorylation; intracellular signal transduction. Gene Ontology annotation, cellular component: nucleus; cytoplasm. The transcript is spliced from 14 exons.